Molecule: messenger RNA, 1926 nt
Organism: Dothidotthia symphoricarpi CBS 119687
Lineage: Eukaryota; Fungi; Ascomycota; Dothideomycetes; Pleosporales; Dothidotthiaceae
Exons: 4
Coding region: 194-1822 (542 amino acids)
Source: RefSeq, a predicted model, not a curated record
CCCCCAAGUUAUACCAGCCAUGUGGCUGACUCGAGUCAGCUCCCAAACGUCCAAAGUGCGGCAUGUCUCGCCGAUGUCGCUUACGUGAUGGCAUGUGUUUGACUGGUAUGCACUGACCGGCACGGCACCUGAUGACCGCGACGCGUCUCGUUCGCGUCAGCCAACCCCAGCCGUUCCUAGCUCGCCUUUUCCUAUGGCGACUCGUCAGAAGUCUUUCUUUGACCAGAGCACGAAGCCAAAGCAAUUUAGAGGCCAAUGGCACCGCCCAGGCAAUCUCCCCCGCCACCAUAGCCACCCUGCACCUCCCGCGCGACACAUCGUGACCGGCCCGCCCAUAAUGCCUUCAACACAAACACGCUCGAAGCUCAAGGCUUUCCAAUUCAUCGAGGGCGCGCCUUCCGUCCGGACUGCGAGGGAACGUGAGGCUGAAAAAGAGAACCUACCUGCACUUGAAAAGGCAUCCAAGGCAAAAGAGACACCGAAGACGUCCAAGACCGUAAAGGAAGCUGGAAAGCCUUUCGAAACGCCCAACCCGCCAACGACAAAAACCUGCCCACCUCCCUCGACGCCAAAUAUGCGGCUACCACUCGCGGAUCUGGUCGGGAACAUCGACGAUUCAUCCAGACACGCCGUUGAAGAUGUCGUCUCCCCGGAAGAGCAAUUAUCUUGGCGAGGAUCCCAACCAGUCAACACACCUCUACCUCGGAAGACCAACAAACGCGCGCGGAGUUCGUCACCAGUAGGGCCGUCGCAGGAUGAUCUCAGGCUGGACUCAGCGAAGCGAGAGCUCACAACGCCCCAGGCAGACCCGGCCAUGGAACUAUGGUCCCGAUACACAAGUAACAAGGGAACGCCAAGCGCGAUCAAAAGCGUCGCCUUCGCACACCUCAUCAACGAGGCAUCACCUCGGUCUACUGUUGCUGCUGGCAGUGUCAAUGGGCUGAGGCGUUGGGCGAGUUGUGGUACCGAGUUUCCUGCUUCGACCAGGAAAAGGAGGAGAACCCACGCCGUAUUUCAAGGCGACAAGGAAGCCAGCGAGGACGUGUUCGCGGCUGCGCCAAGCUCAGACGGCGAUGCCUACGGGCAACCAACGAAGCCAAAUCUCGCCAGCAUGGUCCAACGAAUGAGGGAAUGCGUAAAAUCUAAACCGUCGCCAAUACCAUCAAGUUCCACACCAUUACCUGAAACAACAGAUCCCCAUCAACCCUCGUCCGGCUCCCCUCUGCAACGGCGCGCACGCGAGCAGGACGACGAAAUUUCGGAGACCCUACAGGUUGAGAUUGAGGAUUUGGAGGAGCAAGAACUUUUGGUCGAGGAGGAAGACUUUGUGGAAAUUGAGGAACAACGCGGGUCGUCAGAUGAAUUUGGCGACGACGACUUCGAUACAGACAUGGUUGAGGCUCUCGACACGUCGCCAAGUGAGGUUGAACCAUCUGCACACCCCAAAACUCAUUCCACGAUACCGACAGAGCCUAUAUACCCGCCUCCGCAACAUCCACCUCACGAGACGCCUCUGAACGAUCUGGAAAGUGAAGACGAGUUUGGUUUGGACGACGAGGAUGAUGCAGACUUGACGCAUGUGGCAUCAUUGUUUGAUGAUAGACCUAUCGAUUCUCCUUUCGAGAACCAGGCACAGGCUGGGACUGAUGCUGCUGCGAGUAAUGCGGCACCACCGCCGGUUAUAAGUUUGGUGGAUGAUGACUCUGAUGAUUUCGGUGACGACAUAGGCGACGAUGAAUUUGCUGCAGCAGAAGUAGCAGCGACACAGACACCAACAACAACUUCAACAGGAUAUCAGAGCCAUUCAACGUUAUCUCGUUAAGCGGGUGGACGAAGGGUCUUACACCACGGAUCGUGGUUAUCAGUUUCCUGAGAAAAUUUUGCUACUUGAAGAAGAGAAGACGAAGCUCUUCAAAGCCAUCACUU